Messenger RNA from Durotheca rogersii, 2479 nucleotides. Its product is annotated as phosphate permease. The transcript is spliced from 5 exons. Gene Ontology annotation, molecular function: phosphate transmembrane transporter activity. Lineage: Eukaryota; Fungi; Ascomycota; Sordariomycetes; Xylariales; Xylariaceae. The coding region runs from base 99 to 2189 and encodes 696 amino acids. Gene Ontology annotation, cellular component: membrane. Gene Ontology annotation, biological process: phosphate ion transport; transmembrane transport. The record is from RefSeq and is a predicted model, not a curated record.
CUUACACCGUUCGUAGAAUCGUUAUAUACACGACGCGUUCCCGGAGCUGAGAUCGCGAUAGCGCUCGAGACCGGCGAAAGUCGCCGAACUUCCAGAAGAUGGCCACGGCGGAGCCCAUGACGCCGGCGGCGUACGAUCGCACCUAUGGAGGCAACGGGGCUUUCCAUAACUUCUUCAAUGAUUUCAGCCAUAUUCAGGACCCGAACUUGAGGCGACGACUCGCGCUGAGCGAAAUUGACAAGGUCCCCUUUGGCAUGUAUCAUGUAAGGGCUGUGUUAGUAGCGGGGAUAGGCUUCUUCCUAGAUUCCUAUGACAUAUUCGCCAUCAAUCUGGUGACGACGUUCCUCGGCGUCGUAUUCUGGCAUGGCGCCCCAGAAACCGCAAAGAACGGCUAUGGUGGGAAUUUCGGACACCUACCAACCCCCGUCAGCCAAUCUCUCAAGGCCUCGACGAGUGCCGGCAUCAUCAUCGGCCAAGUUAUCUUCGGGUGGCUCGCCGACAAGUAUGGCAGAAGGAGGAUGUACGGAGUCGAAUUAGCCAUCAUCGUCUUCUCGACUUUCUCCUGUAGUUUAGUCGCUGCAUCUCAAGCCAUAAGUUUCACUGGACUGAUGACAUUCUGGAGGGUGAUGAUGGGGAUCGGUAUCGGAGGCGACUACCCAUUAAGUGCCGUAAUCACCUCAGAGUUCGCACCAACGCGAUGGCGAGGAGCCAUGAUGGCUGCUGUGUUCUCGAUGCAGGGGAUAGGACAGCUACUAGCGGCCGUCACGGCGUUGGUCGUCACGGCAUCGUUCAGAGACGCAUUUGGAAACGCCGCUGGAGUCGAUCAGUGCGAUGACGUUUGUCAGACGGCAGCAGAUCGCUGUUGGCGCAUCAUUGUGGGGGUCGGGGCCUUCCCGGCCUGCUUCGCCCUGUAUUACCGUAUCACGAUUCCGGAGACGCCUAGAUAUACUUUCGAAGUCGCCAAGGACGUCGAGAAAGCCGCAGCCGACAUCAAGGCAUAUAUGGCGAGUCGAUCCGAAGGAGAGGUCGACGAGAUAAUCCGGGCAAAGAUGAAGAGGAUUGCCGCCCCAGCACUCAACAUACCUUCGGCAUCCUGGCAUGAUCUCUACCUGUAUUUCGCGCAGUGGAAAAAUGCCAAAGUCCUGAUAGGGACGACGCUAUCCUGGUUCUUUCUCGACCUAGCAUUCUACGGCCUUGGCCUGAACAACCAGAUUAUAUUACAGGCCAUCGGCUACGCCCACGGUGACUCACUCUAUCACAUACUAUUCAAUGGUGCGGUCGGUACCAUUAUUCUAGUCGUGGCCGGUUCCCUACCUGGAUACUGGACCGCCGUAUUACUGAUCGACAGUAUCGGCCGCAAGACGCUGCAAAUCCUUGGGUUCGUUAUCCUCACUAUUACUUUUUGCGUACUAGGCUUCCUUUAUAAUAGCCUGAGUAAGGGCGCUCUCUUAGCCCUCUAUAUUAUCGCAAACUACUUCUUCAACUUCGGACCCAACACCACGACUUUCAUCAUCCCCGGAGAAUGCUUUCCGACACGCUAUCGCUCCUCCGGCCAUGGGCUUUCGGCAGCCAUGGGGAAGGUUGGUGCAAUCAUAGCGCAAGUUAUCUCGCUACCUCUUCUCACAAAGGGCGCGCCAAACCCUUGCUCGGGUAAUGAGUGUACGCCUUGGCUAGACCGGUUGAUGCAGAUAUUCGCGUUGUUCAUGCUCUGCGGGACCUUUUCGUCGUUGCUCGUGCCCGAAACGAAGGGCUACACUCUUGAGGAGCUGGCCGGUGAACCGCCUACAUCUUACAACUCCGGCCGGAAUGGUAGCAUCAUCCAACCUCCGAAGCCGCGCUGGUGGAACCCGUUCUCGGGGGGCCAGCCAGCCGGCUUCUUCUACCCUCGCGUCAACCCUAACAACCGGACCGGCAUCAUGACGACCCCUAAUAUCAGAGCUCCAGAAGCGACAAGGGAUAAAAGGGGGUGGAAACUCUGGAAACACGGCCGUCAUUCCGAGAGCCAAGACGGUACGGGCUAUGCCGCUAGCUCUAGCUCGACGAGGAGGUUUGCGCCGUCCCGCGGGGCCACGGCGGACGCAAGUGUGCUACCUGGUUGGGGAGCCGGUUGGGGUAGGAUAGAUAGGGGAGGAAGCCCUCUUGCCAUGGAUAAUAUACGACUACAGGACGUGGGAAGCCUAUUGAAGUGAUCAACAUGACUAUGGGAAUACAUAUAUAUGGGAAUAGAAUAGCAACAUGAACUCAAUACCGCGGAUGCUUAGUACGAGCGCGGCGCAUGGAUAUGGGAACUUUGGUGCCGCGAGACUCAUUUCACAAGUCCGAAACCAAAACCGAAAUAUGUCGCCCUCCCCGUCCUCCUCCUUGCUACUCGAGCACCGCGAGCCUCGGACCUCGAUCGCCCCGUCCAAUACGCAAGCGAAACUCGUCCGGCACGCUUUCGAAUCGAGAUAAACCCGGUCUCUCCUUAUGGAACUCGUAC